Molecule: messenger RNA, 2642 nt
Organism: Eutrema salsugineum
Lineage: Eukaryota; Viridiplantae; Streptophyta; Magnoliopsida; Brassicales; Brassicaceae
Product: L-type lectin-domain containing receptor kinase I.3-like
Biological process (GO): protein phosphorylation
Cellular component (GO): plasma membrane
Molecular function (GO): ATP binding; carbohydrate binding; protein kinase activity
Source: RefSeq, a predicted model, not a curated record
GCGCCUAAACACUCCACUAGUGAGUGACCUUGUCGCAACAGUUCCGGAUUCUCGCUGCCGGCGACGGUGUCGUCUUUGUUCUUCCGGCGAAAGAAAAAGAGAGUCACCGAAGAUUUCAACCUUGCAGCUCCAAUUCUGAAAGAUUCCGACCGAUUCAACCAGAAGAUUUCGCAGGAAACGUUUGAUAAACAACAAAGCUUAAAAUUCUACAGAACAUACUCCAAGGCAUUUCAGAUUCGUAUGGGAAUAGCAUGAAACAUUUCUGCUAAAGGGAAGUACUUAAGCUUGGUUUUGUUUGCUUCAGUUGACCUUGGAAUAACCAGAGUAGACCAUAAAAUGUUUAUACGUUAUUUUAAUUUACAUGAUGGAUUAGAUUAUGCAAUAAUUAUGGUCGUUGUCAUGGUUUUGUCUUUGAUUAAUAUUAUUAUGAAGUCUUCUAUGUGAUGCUUAUUGGGAAUUUAUCAUCGUUGGCUGGCUAUAAUUCCGUAGAAUAAAAUGUUUGUAAAUGUGGAGGAGAUGGAAUGUUGAAAACUUAGUUUGACUUCUUCUCCUGAAGUUAUGAGUUGACAUUGUUUUGCAGUUUCAGAGAUUGAUUCUUACAGCAGAGAAAAAAUUAUAUGCAUAGGAUUCAGACUCUCUCUUUCAGUGUAAUGACUUGCAGACUACAUCUGGUUUUGAUCUUCUCCUGUGUUCAUCUGAUUUCCCUGUCAGGUCAACAAGAAACCGGGUUUGUCUACAAUGGCUUUGAUCGAGCAGAUCUUUUUAUCGAUGGGCUCGCCAAGAUCCUUCCUGGUGGGUUUUUGCAGUUGACAAAUACCACAGAGCGCCAAACGGGUCAUGCUUUCUUCAAGCAACCAUUUGAAUUUGAUCAAUCUUCAUCACUCUCGUUCUACACUCAUUUUGUGUGUGCGCUGGUGCCUCCUGAGUUGGGAGCUGAUGGUGGCCAUGGGAUUGCCUUUGUUGUAUCUCCUUCCAUGAAUCUCUCUCAUGGAUCUGCAACUCAGUACUUGGGCGUCUUCAGCAUCUCAAGAAAUGGGACUUCUUCUUCUCAUCUGCUAGCUAUCGAGCUCGAUACUGUUACUUCGAUAGAGUUUGAUGAGCUUGAAAAGCCUCAUGUUGGGAUUAAUGUGAACAACCCAAAAUCUGUUGAAUCUGCUCUCCCAUCUUACUUCUCCAAUGCCUUGACGAAUAAUAUAAGCAUAAAUCUCCUGAGUGGGGAGCCUAUCCAAGUUUGGGUGGACUAUGAUGGAUCGUUGCUAAAUGUUUCACUAGCCCCUAUAAAAAUACAGAAACCAGAUCGGCCUCUUAUAUCAAGAUCCAUCAAUCUUUCAGAAUUUUUUCAAGAUAAAAUGUUUCUUGGGUUUUCUGCAUCAACUGGGCAAUUGACCAGUAACCAGUAUAUUCUUCGGUGGAGUUUUAGUAGGAGCAAAGAAUUAUUACAGACCCUGGACCUCUCUAAUCUCCCUCAGGCUCCUCUUCCUAAAGACGAACCAGAGAAGGCUCCUCCGAGAGAUGAACCGGAGAAACUAUCUCCACUGCUUAUUGGUUUGGUCGUCUUGGUCCUUGCAAUGAUGGUUCUCGGAGGACUUUAUUGGUACAGGAGAAACAAGUACGCAGAAGUAAGAGACUCCUGGGAAAAGGAAUACGGCCCGCACCGAUUCUCCUACAAGUCUCUGUACAAAGCAACAAAUGGCUUUCGUAGAGAUGGUCUUGUUGGGAAAGGUGGGUUUGGAGAAGUUUACAAAGGAACUCUCCCUCGAAGCAGACUUAUAGCUGUGAAAAGACUGUCCCACAAUGCAGAGCAAGGAAUGAAACAAUUUGUGGCUGAAGUUGUGACUAUGGGAAGUUUACAGCAUCGGAACUUGGUUCCUCUUCUUGGUUAUUGCAGGAGAAAAGGUGAGUUACUUUUGGUCUCUGAGUACAUGCCUAAUGGUAGUCUUGACCAGUACUUGUUUAAUAACCAAAAUCCAUCUCCUUCAUGGUUGCAAAGAAUCUCUAUUCUUAAGGACAUUGCCUCGGCUCUGAGUUACCUGCUUACAGGAGCCACGCAAGUUGUUUUGCACCGGGAUAUAAAAGCUUCUAACGUCAUGUUAGAUUCUGAGUUCAAUGGGAGGUUAGGUGAUUUUGGUAUGGCAAAGUUUCACGACCAUGGAGCCAACUUAUCUGCAACAGCAGCUGUGGGAACCAUAGGUUACAUGGCACCUGAGCUAAUAACAAUGGGAACUUCUACAAAAACUGAUGUUUAUGCCUUUGGGCGACCUGUGGAGCCCGUGUUGCCUGUGGAAAAGCAAUACCUGGUCAAAUGGGUUUGUGAACAGGAUUCUUUACUUGAGACCAGAGAUCCAAAACUGGGAAGAGACUUCAUAUCCGAGGAAGUCGAGUUAGUUCUUAAACUCGGGUUGCUCUGCACAAAAGCUGUGCCACAAUCAAGGCCAACCAUGGCACAAGUCGUGCAAUACCUAAGCCUGGACCUACCCUUGCCGGAUAUCUCUCCGUAUACUCCAGGUAUUGGAGCUUUUAUGCCAGUGUCAAUGGUAGCAGAAUCUACCAUUGGUGUCCACAAUUCAAGAAAUUCAUCAAUACCUAUGUAUGUUACUCACACGAUCUUAGAAGGGCAUGGAAGAUGAGAGAUCUUAAGAAAC